AAGCACCCCAUACGCAAAUGCACCACACACACACCAACCCAUACCAUACCGUGUUCUCUCCCAAAAGCAUCACCUUCCAGCCUUCCCCCUUUCAUACAUCGCAACCCCCUUUCCACUCACUCACACACUCACUCACACUCACACUCGCAUUCACACGCGCGCACACGCAUACGAACACGAACAGACAUACCAGCGUUUCCUGUUGGUGCGUGCGUGUCCCACGCUCUCCUUGCGUGAAGCCAUUCACAUCACGACGCAGUCAGAUAACCAAGUCACCAAGCGAGCAAGUCAGGUUCUCAGGUGCAGACCACCCACCGCAUUCUCUUGCAGCCACCACACAAGAGUGACUGAGACGAUCGAAGCAACCAACCACCACAACCAACCGACCACAACGACGAAGCAAGAGCCAACCCUCCCCCUCCCCCACCGCUGCUUUCCGCACCGACACAUUGCAUCCAUCAGCCAUUCAUUCACUCCACGACAAGCAACACAGCACCGACUCGCAGACCAGCCACACAUAUACAAGCACAGCAAACAAGUCAGUGCGUGAGCACACACACACACACACACACACACACACGCACACGCACACACACACACACACGCACACACACACGCACACGCAUCCACACACACGCGCGCAUGCACGCACGCAUGCACGCACCAUCCACUCACCCAUAACCACUCCAACAACAGCACAGCAUCCCCCAGCCCCAGCAUGCUCCCGUCAGGUGCAAGGGGCAAAGCAACAACAACAUCCACAACGACCGCGGACGGCACGACCCAGAACCGACCUCACAUGGAGUCGCGUCCGCCCGUCCCUCGCGCGAGCAGCGCACAAUGCCUCGUUUGGCCACCGUCCAAGAACCCCGAGCCGCGCGCUGGCAACGGCAGCAGCGAUGGUAAGGCCGCCCCAGCACCGGCGCAUGCACUUCCCAAGGCUCAACAGGAUACAACCAGCCCCGCGGGCUCCGAUCAGGCCAAGGCAUCCGAAGGUACAUCAACACCAACGACGUCGACCACGAUGACGGCCCAACAUGCAGCAACGGCAACCAGCGGCACAGGGCGUUCCUCACCACCGGCAACGCCCCCAACGCGCACGUCAUCGUCCAUGCCUGCAUCCGUGACUACAACGCCAACCAAGGACGCCCAGGCCACAAACAACACUCAGAGUAGCAGCAACGCUGCAGGCAACACUGCAAGCAGCACCAAAGACACCAGCAGCAGCAGCAGCACCACCCGUCAUCGUCGUCCUGCCAACGACGACGACGACGACGACGACGAUUAUGGCCAUGCCGAUCCUGGCCUUUGCCGCCGUAUGGGCCGGAACACGAUGAAUCUGACGUCCCUGUUGCGCACGGAGGGUGUUGCCUACGACGAUAGCCAAGGCAGCGCGGGCACAGGCAACCCAGCUUCAUCAUCGUCGUCAUCAUCAGCAAGACCAGCAUCAGCAUCGUCACGUAGUCAACAAGGCCCGUCACUCCGCCGCAGCAGCAGCAGCCUGCACCCUAACGAUGAUGACAGCAGAGGCAGGAAGCAGGACAGCCACCUCAACGUACAGCAACAGCACGGCACAGGCCUGCACGUGUCCACCUCCGCCAUCAACUUUCCCACCACCUCUGCUAGCAGCGAUGGGUUUGCCGCCGAGACACACGGGCAGCGCGCACAGCAGUCCCUCACCUCAACAUCGUCGGCCUUCUACGACAAGCCGAGCACAAAGCGCCGCCCGCGCGGUGCAAGCCUGAGUCUCCACGGACCCAAUCAGACAUCGAGGAUGGUGACGUUGGCGGCAGAGGCGGAUAAUUUGCGGAGGCGUUCGCGAAGCAUGCGCAACAGGAAGAACAAGAUGCAGCGCAAGCAGCAACAGCUGCUGCAGCACGGCAGGUCCGCGCACGCAGGGUUUGGCGCAUUUUCCAUGCAUGCAAGCAACGGAGACUUUGGCUUGCCUGCAGGCAGCUUCUACCGCGGCAGCUUGGAGUCGUACCCAGAAAUCGCAUCGUGGGACGAGGAAGACGCAGAAGCAAUUGGUGACGGCAGAUACUCUGCAUACAUUGUGGAAGAGGUGUUGGAAGACUGGCACCACGAAACACUCAUGCCAUACGGCUGCUACUCACCAACGUGCCCUUGCAAGCGAGGCCCUUCCGGCAAUGCAAGCACAUGGCCACACUGCAAGUGCUACACGGCGUCAUGCACACGCGAACACCGCCAGUCGUACUGGCAGUGCCCCAAGCUCAAGAAGCUCGUCAUGCGUGAGAGGCUGAAAUAUGCCCUGUCAGCAACAAAACGACAGCAGGCUGAGGUGGGCCCAUACAUGUCCUUCCUCCCCAGCAGCCUCUGCGCACACGUCGUCGACAUCAUGAACGAGACUGACGAUGCAGAUGAGGACGAAAUGGCGUCGGCGUUGACAGGCAGCGGUGCUGUUCUCUUUGCAGACGCGUCCGGGUUCACCCGUCUCACGGAGCGCCUCUCAAAGCUGCCGAACGGAGCAGAGCUGCUGUGCAGCGUGCUCAACGCGUUCUUCGAGGUGCUGGUUGAGAUUGUGCAGCACUACGGUGGCGACAUCAUCAAGUUUGCGGGCGAUGCCCUGCUCAUCACGUGGUCUGUGGGUGUUAGUCCCAACGCCGUUACGGAAUUCCGGGACGCUGUUCUCCUCGCCGCCAAAUGCUCGCUCGACAUCCACGAGCGCUUGCACAACUACAAGGCGACCGUCAUUGAUGACGAAGAGAUAUUCCUCUCUCUCCAUAUGGGCAUUGGCUGCGGACCGUACACUUCACUCCACGUGGGUGGCGCACUGCAGCGCAUGGAGUUUAUCAUUGAUGGUCCACCAAUGGCCCAAAUUGGCGUGGCCGAGCCUCUGGCCGAGCCUGGCGAGACGGUCCUUUCGCCAGAGGCCUGGCAGGAACUAAAAUCCACCGACGCCAUCGGCACAAGCGUUGUCAUCCUCCACGAACGCGCGCGCGUGCAGAACCACGAGCGCAAGGCAGCAGUGCCAAAGGCGGUACACUCCCGGUUCAUGCGGCUCGACAAGCUGCUGGUGGCACCGCCAGCACCGCCCGUCCGGAGGGAGGCGCAUCUGCGCGCCAAGCACUUGCCCGUGCUCAAGAGGUACAUUCCGCGGGCAGUGACGCGCCAGCUGGACGCCGGGCAUUCGGGCCACCUUGCUGAAAUGCGCGAAGUCUCCAUUUUGUUUGUGCGGUUUGACAACUUCCAGCUCGACGCGAAUCAGCUGAUGGGCGGGGCGCAUGAGGCUGUGGAACGCGGCAACGCCCUCAUGCUGCACGUGCAGCACUGCAUCUACACCUGGGAGGGCUCCAUCAACAAGUUCAUUGUGGACGAUAAGGGCCUGCUCGUCUUGUGCGUGUUUGGGCUGCCGCCCAUGAAACACGCGGAUGACGCCAUUCGCGCAACGAGCGCAGCGCGGCUGCUGGUGAAGGAGGCGCCAAAGGCCAUGGCCAAGUUCAGGGCUGCAAGCAGGCUGGCACACAACCAGAUCACGUGCUCCGUGGGCGUUUCAACCGGCCACGUCUUCUGCGGCGUUGUUGGCGCCACAAAGCGCCGUGAGUACACGGUCCUGGGACGCACCGUGAACCUUGCCGCGCGCCUGAUGCAAGUUGCUGCCCCGAACGAAGUGCUCGUGUGCGAGACGACGCGUGACACCACGGAGGAGUACUUUGAGUAUGUUGGCUCCCAGCGCACGCUCAAGGGCAUUGGCAACACCACCGCCUUUGUUCCAACUGCACCCACGGAACCAUCGACGAAGAAGGGGAAGAGUCUGCAGCAGCAGCGCAUUGCACGCAGGCCCGAGAUUCGUCACCUCUCCAACAUCCUCAGCGAGGACCCCAUCACUUGCGUCCUCUAUAUAAAGUAA
This is a messenger RNA of Salpingoeca rosetta, 3868 nucleotides long. RefSeq lists its product as uncharacterized. Bases 719 to 3868 code for a protein of 1049 amino acids. Gene Ontology annotation, biological process: cyclic nucleotide biosynthetic process; intracellular signal transduction. Lineage: Eukaryota; Choanoflagellata; Craspedida; Salpingoecidae. The record is from RefSeq and is a predicted model, not a curated record. The transcript is spliced from 10 exons.